This is a messenger RNA of Neoarthrinium moseri, 1032 nucleotides long. RefSeq lists its product as uncharacterized. Gene Ontology annotation, molecular function: arylformamidase activity. The record is from RefSeq and is a predicted model, not a curated record. Lineage: Eukaryota; Fungi; Ascomycota; Sordariomycetes; Amphisphaeriales; Apiosporaceae. The transcript has 4 exons. The coding region runs from base 1 to 1032 and encodes 343 amino acids.
AUGGACGAAUUUACUGAUCUCCCCGACUUUGACUCGCUGCCUCCAGUAGAGGGUAUGCCCAAAGGCUGCGCAUGGGGUGUCUUCGACAAGAACGGCACGAAGGACACUCUGGGCUGCCUCAACCUCCUCACGCCGGCCGUGGUCCAGUCGGCCUAUGCCGAGGCGCGCGACGGCAUAUCCAUCUCACUGAACCACACGCUAGACGUGCUCAAGGUGCCGAGAGGCCGGGCGGCGCCGUCGCACCGCGUGCUGUCGUGGGCCGAGGACAUUGCGCCGGCAGUCUGCGGCCACUUGCACGUCUUGGACGACGAGCUCAGCUUCAACACCCAGGCCAGCAGCCAGUGGGACGGCUUGCUGCACUAUGCACACCAGGCCACUGGGCUAAGGUACAACGGGCUGCGGAUUAGCAAGGGUGAAAUCGAGAAAGGCGAGAAGACUAGCAUCCCCGGUCUGGAGCACUGGCAUCAGCGCGGCGGUGUCGUGGGACGCGGCGUCCUGCUAGAUUAUCGGGCGUACGCUGCGGCAAAGGGAAUCGAAUAUGACACCCGCAGUCGGCAUGUGAUCACAGUUGCAGACUUAGAGGAAAUUGCGAAGUUUCAAGGCACCGAACUACGCAGGGGCGACAUCCUGCUCGUGAGAUCAGGCGUGGCCGAGGACUUUGUGGGGCUCAGCGGCGACGAGCAGAUGGCGAAGAUGGCGAAUAGCCAAGGAGGAAUGAUUGGGAUUGAGGGAACGGGGGAGGCUGCAAAGUGGUUCUGGAACAAACACUUCGCCGCGGUGGCAGGUGAUAUGUUGGCUUUCGAGGUCUUCCCACCCCAGAAAGCAGAUGGAUCAUUUGGUGACAUGGGAGAUCUUGUCCUGCACUCGUACUUCCUGGCCAUGUUCGGGUUGAACAUUGGCGAGCUUUGGAACCUGAAGGCCCUUGGGGAUCAUUGCGCCAAAAUAGGCCGAUACUCUUUCCUCUUAACAUCGAUUCCAUUGAACAUCUCAGGUUUGGUGGCUUCACCACCCAACGCUCUUGCUUUGUUCUAG